ACGAGCUGUGAUGCUCUGACAGCCAAGCGUCCCCACAGUCUAACGAAUAUGACACAACUUCAUUUACGAUAUUGACUAAACAAGAUGCGUAUUAAUUUUCCUCUCUCGGUUGCAGUGUAAAGCCAUGCGGAUGAAGAUGUCGUACCUUUGUAUGUGAUGCGGCGCACGAGUCGACGCGAGUGUUUAGGCAGCAGAGAGGCUGAAAUCCUCUGUUUAGUUCUAGUAUAGGAACCUGGUGGUUGAGAGAACCACACAGUGUGUGUGUGUGUGGUGUAGUACGACAGAGUGUGUCGUGUCUUACUUGCUAUCGAGGAUACAGCGGAAAGCCAGCGAGUCGAUACAACGCUACUCGGCAGUACACUACCCGGCACUGCAAGGCUUUGUCAUUGUACGGGAGUUUACAUGAAUCAGACGAGUUGGGCGAAAUGUGCAGGCGAUGGCAAGUCGGUAGUGAGAAAAUCCAUAGAGGAAAUAUUUAGCCUGUAGUAACACCCCGUCAGCUGGCCGAGAUCGCCCGGGCCCCGGAGACCGAGCUGUCUAUUGGUUGGACUGAUAUCUCCUUUGGAGACCUGUUUCUGGUCAAAACGCUGCUAUUAUACAGCUAAUGUUACUAGUGUAUGUAAGAGGAUAUACUAAUUAAAAUAUAUUAUAUAUAUAAUUCUUUUGUUGGAAAAAGAAAUUCAUACAUACAAAAAUCUUGGGCUGACUAAGAUUAUGGUGAAGUGCCCGCAGAGGAUGGGGUAGCAGUUUAUUCCAGGAGUAUAUAGGCGGGUAUGUUACAAACAUGCCAGUCAGGCGAGGUCACGUGGCGCCACCAAAUAUUUUCAUCGACACUAUCAUCAGAAAAUUCGACGAACAAAAUCGUAAAUUUGUGAUUGCAAAUGCCCAAGUUGAGACAUGUCCCAUUCUCUUCUGUAACGAUGGAUUCUGCCAGCUCACAGGAUCUUCCCGAGCCGAGGUCAUACAAAAGUCGUGUAUCUGUGACUUCCUGCAUGGCCCUCUCACCAGCUCCUUCGGGAUCCUGCAGAUCAAAGACGCCUUACAGGGGUCGGAAGAAAAGCAGGUGGAAAUUCUUUACUACAGAAAGGAUGGAUCCAAGUUCUUAUGCAGUGUCCUAACUGCCCCUGUGAAAAAUGAACGAGGGGAGGUUAUCAUGUUUAUCAUCAAUUAUGAAGACAUCUCAGAGCAUGCCACUGCCACCACCCUCAACAAACCAGAAAACAAUGUCAAAAACAGCAAGUCAGGACGCCACAGAAGCUUCAAACUCCGCCUGCCAUCGAUACGACGAGAUUUCAACCGGUUCAAAUCCUGUGGGAUGGAAAAGAACCAAGACCCUGAGAACCCACCCAUUUCUGAGGAGGCUGUCCCUCUCAACUCACUUCCUUACCUUGAUAAUGAAAUUCCGCCAAACUCGCCAAUUUUCCGCUACAAAAAGACCGGUUCAGACAUUCCAGCCCCCAACUCCCGCACCGGUGCUUACAUUAGACGUGCAUCAUCCCUGGAGGGCCUCGACGGCGAGCCGGUUAUCCCUGCGUCAGACUUAUAUAUUGCCAAUGGCCGGGCGCGGGCCUACACCGUAGGGUCAUGGACAGGGAACCAUGUCAAAUCCAACUGUAUCAACCAAACAUGCAGUGACUCCGAACUUGCCAAACACAGAACUAAACAGUUGACGGACAGUUCUGGGAAUUUGUUAGCCGACUCCUUCCAGAUGGGCUGGACCCAAGAAAGGGACGGAGUUAUGCCAGGGACUGGUAAAGGCGUCUUCCUUCCCAACGUUCAGAAUAUGAAGCAUAACGUGUCUGAAAAAGUGGCCCAGGGAAGUUCUGUCAAGGCCCAGAUAGAAGAAAUGGUAUUGUCUCUGGGGGCGGAUGUGUUGCCAGAAUACAAGCUUCAGUCACCCAGAAUCCAUCGCCUCACAAUCCUUCAUUAUUCUCCGUUUAAAGCCGUAUGGGAUUGGAUAAUUCUCCUUCUUGUUAUUUACACGGCUAUAUUCACGCCCUAUGCGGCAGCGUUCUUACUGAGCGAAGAAAAUAAUCGGAAAACUGAUGGUAACAAAAGUAUUGAGGUGCGGUACCAGAAUCCAAUGACCAUCAUAGAUUUGAUCGUUGAUAUCAUGUUUAUAAUUGACAUAUUGAUAAACUUUAGGACGACAUAUGUAAAUAAAAACGAUGAGGUGGUCAGUCAUCCGGGCAAAAUUGCUGUGCAUUAUUUCAAAGGAUGGUUUCUUAUAGACGUGGUAGCGGCCAUUCCCUUUGACCUUCUACUGUUCGGAUCGGAGACGGACGAGACAGCAACACUGAUUGGACUAUUAAAAACAGCUCGUCUCCUCCGAUUGGUUAGAGUAGUUAGGAAAUUGGACAGAUAUUCGGAAUAUGGUGCAGCUGUGUUGUUGUUGCUAAUGGCAACAUUUGCACUGAUAGCCCAUUGGCUAGCCUGUAUAUGGUACGCCAUUGGUAAUGUUGAGAGACCUCACCUUCCUCCGCCAAAGAUCGGUUGGCUGGACCAGCUAGCAGAACAAACUCAUCAGCAAUAUGUUAAUGGAACAGGUGGACCAACCAUAAAAUCAAAAUAUGUGACUGCCCUAUACUUCACCUUCAGCAGUCUGACCAGUGUGGGGUUUGGUAAUGUGUCUCCAAACACAAACUCUGAGAAGAUCUUCUCCAUCCUCAUCAUGUUGAUUGGAUCAUUGAUGUAUGCCAGUAUAUUUGGUAAUGUAUCAGCAAUAAUUCAAAGAUUAUACAGUGGAACAGCCAGAUACCAUACACAGAUGCUACGAAUCAAAGAAUUCAUCCGAUUCCAUCAGAUUCCGAACCCACUCCGACAGAGGCUUGAAGAGUACUUUCAGCAUGCAUGGUCAUAUACAAACGGGAUUGAUAUGAACAUGGUACUGAAAAGUUUUCCAGAAUGUUUGCAGGCCGAUAUUUGCCUGCAUUUGAAUAAAACAUUGAUCAACAAUUGUCAAGCUUUUAAAGGUGCCAGUCCUGGAUGUUUGCGGGCACUGUCCAUGAAGUUCAAGACAACACAUGUUCCUCCUGGGGACACACUGCAGCAUCGUGGAGAUGUCCUAACUGGCCUCUACUUCAUCUCCCGAGGCUCCAUAGAGAUUCUUAAGGAGGAUAUCGUUGUAGCCAUACUGGGUAAAGACGACGUGUUUGGGGAGAAUAUAUGUAAACACGAAACAAUUGGCAAGUCGAGCUGUAACGUACGCGCCUUGACCUACUGUGAUCUACAUAAGAUUCAUCGGGAUGACCUCAUGGAAAUACUCGAUAUGUAUCCUGAGUUUUCUGAACACUUCACCAAAAACCUAGAAGUUACCUUUGACCUCAGAGAUGAAGAUCUGGUGAUUAGGCGGCCGGACAAUGAGAAUAGCUAUGGUGCUAGACAGAUGUUAAGGAAGAGACGAUCAGUGAAGUCGGACCACUCCUCGGGGUCAGGGUCUCCAGAUGAGGCAAACAAAGAAUACAAGUUCCGCCCAUCACGUGCACGUCGGUUACGACGGCAUGUUAGCCAUUCGGAAGGCCAGAUGAUGUCCACGUCAUUUGACUCCAGUGAGGAGGAAAUCCAAGAAAGCGGGGCGGGUAUCCUUGAGUUCUCGCCCAAUAAGGCAGGUCAUGACAUCACUCCUGCCAACUUUGAAUUUGAUUCCAAAGAUGAUAAAAAGCGGCCAGGGUUCUCCUCCAUUGCAGCUGGAGCCCUGGCUAACGUCAACAAUCUCGUGAAUGCUGUAACUGGACGCUACGACCAUCAGGGCAAGAAAAUGGACCAAGACACUGCACCUCUGUUACAGGACCAAAGCCAGAGCCAGAGUUCAGACACACAGCUGUGGCUAUUCCAGCCCAAAGGGAUGUCCAGUUCCAGUAUGCCCAAGUCCACCUCGUCCAUGACACUGCCUGUGUCCAGUCCCUCAACACAGUCCCAGUUUGAGGAGGCUCAAGGACAGACAACCUUCAUUCCCACGGAGACCUGUCCAGGUGACCCCAACGAUGGCCAUUCCAGUCCUCAGGAUGUUGAGAGACGACUUGAGGAUUUAGCAAGGCAGCUGACAAGACUAGAGAGAAAAAUGGGUUGUGACAUUGCCAUGAUCCUGAAUAUCCUCCGCUCACAGAAUGUGGACGCCUCCCACUCUACACAGAUACCCUCCGACCCACGUGUGACCCCACCCGAUGGCAACCUCCCGCCUCCUCCCGACUACAACCAGAUCCAGGAGGAUGAUGAUACCUUUGGGUACCAGGAGGCCGCCGCGGACAAAUCAGGGAAGCCGCAGGAUUCCGCAAAAGACUCCAAGACGGUGAGUGACCCUGAGGACAGUGAGGAUGGGCCGUGGAAGCCCAGGACUGAUUGUGAUAUUGUUUCUCCGUUAUCAAAUAUUCCCACUAGUGACAAUUCCAUUUCCCCAUGUGAUCCAACAGACAGUACACAUUCAUCUUCAUUCAGCCAAUCACAAACUGUGUCUCCUCUGUCUGAGGCAGUUUCUCCAAUCAGCCAAUCAGAAGAUCCAGCUCAAUCUCAAAUCAGCCAAUCACAAUCCUCCACACUGUCACCAUCGACGCGUCGUCGUUUGGGUAUACCUGAUGGUGUGGAUAUGAGGAACACAGUUGUUUAGUUAUUUUGUUGUUAUUUCUAGUUGAUAGUGGUUCUAUGGCACUCCAACUUUAAAAUUGUUCUUAUCCAGACGUUGAACAAACUGUUGAUUUACAUGUGCAUGGCGGUGUUAGAUAUCUAUGUUCUGUUCACUACAUGGUUAGAAACUUAGAGAUAUCAUUUAAUAUUGCGAUAAUAAAAGUGCAUGUUCUUUGAAAAUAACAGUAAUAGUUCUUAAAAAACCUGUGCAGUUAUAAACAAGAAAAUAUUUCUGAGGCAUUAAAAUCACAAAACAAUAUUCUUCCAAAUUAAUAUUAAAGAUGUAUUCUUCUGAGGUUGUAUCUCAUUCCACUUUAAUGAUUAUGUAUUGUCAAAUUACUCCCAUUAAAUUAACGAACGCGAAUUGAUUUAGAAAAAUACACAAACCUCUGUAAAAUGUUUGAAAACUCUACAUAAUGACUUUUCAAAAACCUGGUCGAUAAUCUUCUACUCUGUGAACUUGUCUUCAUAUAAGAAAUCCCAGACACCUAAUCUUUGUUAUUGCUAUUUCAAUGUUUCAUAUCAACUACAGACAGUUAUUUAAAUGUGAAAUUUUUUUAAAAGCUCAUUUCCAUUUGAAUUUCUCGUGCAUAUCUUGUGAAAUUAAGAAACUGUUGUGAUAAAAAUGUUGAGAUAAGCAAUAUGAUAUUUUAAAGAUAAAGAAAUGAGAGUUAUAGACUGAAUUUAAGACAUACAUUUUUCAUAUAAAAUAAGGGACAUGAUCUAGUAAGUACAAUUUAGCAUUGUAGAAGAAUUCUUAAUUUAGAAAUUAAUUAAUAAUUAGAAUUCAUGGUUCCAAUUGUUAAAAAUAUUUAUCAUAUAGCAAGUACAAUGCAAGAGCACAUUUGAUAAUCUGUAUUAUAGUCAACUACUGAAAGACACUGUUCAGAAUGAAUUAAUGUAUUAUUCCACAAUUAACAAAAACAUAGGAAACGGACACCAUUACAAUGCAUGUAUCGUGACAUACUCACAAAGGUAUGCAAGGAAAAAAGCAGUAGGAGAGAUGUAUAUUUGGAUAAGAGUAAGAUUAUUGUAAAUGCUGUGCCACAUUGUUGGUUUUACCGUUAUGUUCAGUGACUUAUACGUAGUCUCAGUUCAUAUUGUUUUGCUUAAAAUUAAUUACAUUUGAUUAUUUGUUAUUAUUGUGCACAGAUGUGAGCCAGAUUACCUUUUCCCUUGUAAUGUUGGGUAAACUCGGGGUUGAUAUCCACGAUGAUUUGAAACUAAAACAAUGUAAUUGCAAUAAAAGACUUGCCCGACUAUUUCAAUUUAUUAGAAUAGGGCUCGAUUUUGAAAACCUGCAAAGUAACUCAAAUCAUUCUAAUUCAGCAGCCAUAGACUUAAAUAAAUAUUGCUCAACAGCCUUUGAAAACUAGGAAGACUAUUUGCAUUUAUUAAUUAUGCCUGUUUUUAGGUCACCUGAGCUUUGCUCAAGUGACCUAUUCUAAUCGCUUUCCGUCCGUCGUCUUCCGUCGUGCGUAAACUUUUUACAUUUUCAACUUCUUCACAAGAACCAGUGGAUGGAUUUUUGUAAAAUUUGGAUUCCUAACCCAACCCCAGCGACCAGGGCGGGGCCCCAAAGGGAAAAUUAACCAAUAUUUCAAAAAAAAUCUUCUUCAGACUCAGAGGUACUACACUCAUUUUCUCUACAUGGAAAGAAAGAUCAUCAGGGGCUUUACUUCAAUUGUAAAUUUCAGGAACCCCCAGCUAUUUGUUCUCCCUUGGGGGAGGGGGUAAAAUUUACUAUAGUUUAUAUAGGGAAAUAACACUUUUGGGUAUAUUUUGACAACUUUCUGUAGGA
Messenger RNA from Mizuhopecten yessoensis (Yesso scallop), 6421 nucleotides. RefSeq names its product potassium voltage-gated channel subfamily H member 6-like. The transcript is spliced from 19 exons. Gene Ontology annotation, molecular function: inward rectifier potassium channel activity. Lineage: Eukaryota; Metazoa; Mollusca; Bivalvia; Pectinida; Pectinidae. Bases 785 to 4603 code for a protein of 1272 amino acids. Gene Ontology annotation, cellular component: membrane. Gene Ontology annotation, biological process: membrane repolarization during action potential; potassium ion transmembrane transport. The record is from RefSeq and is a predicted model, not a curated record.